Molecule: messenger RNA, 570 nt
Organism: Heterobasidion irregulare TC 32-1
Lineage: Eukaryota; Fungi; Basidiomycota; Agaricomycetes; Russulales; Bondarzewiaceae
Exons: 1
Coding region: 1-570 (189 amino acids)
Source: RefSeq, a predicted model, not a curated record
AUGUUGUCCUCUCACAACCUACCUGAACGGCCACGGCCCUUCAACUGUGCCUGCUCUUCGAGUCUUCAUCUAGAGCCCUACACCCAAGGUCUCGUGGAACUGCUCCGUAUCUUCCACCUCCUGAGUAUCCCCCAGCUUACCCCAUCCACGCCUGAUCUACGUUCCGCGCCUCUUGUUCGCAAUCCUCAGACGACGGUACUGGAUAUCGAUGCCCCCGACUCGUCCCCCUCAUUCUGCGACGUCGACCGAGACAUCGCAUCGUCGUUGUCCGCAUCAACAGCAUCGUCAGCGUCGUCGCCCCAUUCCGCAGAAGAAGGCGCCUUCUGGCUAUGCAUCAGCACGAAAUUCUCGUCCUCAUCGAACUCCAGCGUCAUGCUUCCGAGAUCCCCGCUCAUACCAAGCGUGCCAUCCGGACUCGGAAUCACCCUCGGCGAGCGGACCCCUCCCGAUCUCGCGCUCAAGCCGCUCCGAACCGUUGCUCAUCCCGUCACCAAUACCGGCAGCCAUGCGCUAUACAGGCAGUGGACUUCUGAACGAGCUUGGAUUGGAGCCAGACGCGCCCUUCGGUAA